Cladocopium goreaui is the source of this 1295-nucleotide messenger RNA. Lineage: Eukaryota; Dinophyceae; Suessiales; Symbiodiniaceae. The record is from the annotation of a GenBank genome assembly.
GCGGCACUGUGCCCGGCGUGUCGGGAAGAGUUGCGGAAGCAUUCGCAGUGGUGGAGGAGCAGAUGAAGAAGACUAAGAAGAGGAAGUGCCAAAAGCUGAAGCGUUGGUGCCAGUGUGGAGAACUGCUUUUGCAUCAGCAGAAUCAGUUCUCCAAACUGGCACCAACGUUUCAGAAUUUGGCAGUCGAGGGCAUCCUGAUCUUGCAUCCAAAUGAUGUGCAGCGCGUCCAUGAGACGAACUUGGGCAAGCGACGGGUGGCAAUGGAAUUGUUGGCUGGGCAUUCUUUUUUGGAUGCCCACUUUGUGCGAUCCCUUUUACCUGACCCUUUGGACCGUGCACUUGCGAGCAAGAGACAAUGGGAGACGGCGGCCUGGGGAGCUCGAGCUGGUCGCCGACGUCGCGGCCGAUCCAGGCAUGAAAGGGCCCAAGCACCUGUGACUCCGCCCAGACAGCAGCAGAGGACUGUGACGCCACCCGGUCAAAGAGCGCAGAAACCCACACCAAACCCACAAUCAAUCAGGGUACAGAAACCAAAAAUAAACCCAGACGACGAGGUGGUCUAUGUCCGGGUUCCGUUCAGUUUGAAAGACCUGCCUCAGGGCACCUACAAAAGCCAGUUGGAGUGGUGUGAGACCGUGGGCGUGCGUUUUGUCUUUCGACAUCAUGGAGCGAGCAAAAAACACAAAUGGGACUCUAGCAGAAUCACUUUGCAAGGGCCCCAGGCACACCACGCGUGGUCGGUCUUGCUCAAGGAGUACAAGGAGAUCCUCCCCGCACCUCUAUGGAAAAAAGUUUCAAAGGUGGGCAUCCUCUACAUCCGUGGUAACUACGACGGCAAGAUCGACGAUGAGUUGAAAGACGAAUCGGAUGAGGAUUCCGAGGUUGAUUUCAAAGACGAACCAAAAGAUGAUGUCACCAAGUUGCCCUUGAAAAGCUUCGAGAAGGAGGGGCCCCCUGAUGAUGACGAUGAGGACGAGUCCGAGGACGAGACUGAGACGAAGCAGGAACUGGCUGGUGACGGUGGGUCCCCCCCAGGUGCUGGUGACGGUUGGUCCCUCCCAGCCGUCAAGGUCAAGGAAGAAGCCGUCGACUAUGAGGACGACGAUGCCGGAACAGCGCCUGCGGUCCCCGGAGAAGAGCCUGUCAAUGAUGACGUGCCUUCGCCUGCCGAGACCGAAAGUGAAGUGGAGACAUUGCCGGGAGGGCAUGUGAGACUGGUUGCUGGGAUGCAGCCCGUCAGUAAGUUUAUGUCCACUGCUCCUACAUCCGUGGUGACUCCGGCUGCUUCGUUCCAG